CGUCUCUUCCUCUUGCGGUCCUUCUUCCUCAUAGAUAAGAUAGCAGACGCUUAUCUCUUCUUUCUUUGUCGUCGCCGGGCAAAUUCUGCACAAGAUCGAGCACGACUCAUUCUGUUGCUCGAUGCUCGAUUCCUUGUCCGUUCUUUGUAGUACUGGUUGCUAGUAGAGCGAUUGCUGUGGACAUGACACGGAUCGAAUUCGCAUAAUUAAUUUUCAAAUGUGUUUUGCUCAGUAUCUUCCGGACUCAUGAACUGGAGUCUUGACAUCUCUUCUCCUUUUGGCAUCUGCAGCAGAUCAGAGAGGGCGAGCCGCAGAAACUAAUGGCGUCCAACUUCGUCGACACUACCGGCGAGGAGGGUACCUUCCGCAGCACGACCCCCACGGGAGCCGCGGCGUCCUCCCCGCGCGUGAUGCGCCGGAGCUUCUCAUCCGCGUCCUCGGGCAGCCACGGCGGCGGCGCGGGCAGGUGUGUCUGCGCGCCAGCGACGCACGCAGGAUCGUUCAAGUGUCGCUUUCACCGCACCAACUCCCAGGGCCACGGGCACCCCAACCCUUCCCCUCCGGUCUCUCCGGCCGGGGCCUCCGCCGCGUCCCCGCCGGAAUCGUCCCCCACCUCCUCGCAGUGACGCACCCCACUGGACUAUCGUCAGACCAAGAAAUCAAGAAGACAAAAGGAGAUGGGAAGCAAGAACAUCGUAGUAUUAUAUCAUCAGAAGGGAGUUUAUUUUUACUAUUUCCCUUGUUGUGAUCUCCAUGCUAUUGGACUUCUUUUUCUUCUCUUUUUGAUGUGUUGGAUUGGAACUCUCUAUCUAUCUAUGAUGGCAUGCCUUCUUGCUUUGCGC
This is a messenger RNA of Lolium rigidum, 842 nucleotides long. RefSeq lists its product as uncharacterized. NCBI's taxonomy places the organism in Eukaryota, Viridiplantae, Streptophyta, Magnoliopsida, Poales, Poaceae. The record is from RefSeq and is a predicted model, not a curated record. The coding region runs from base 321 to 626 and encodes 101 amino acids. The transcript is spliced from 2 exons.